Penicillium roqueforti is the source of this 990-nucleotide messenger RNA. RefSeq names its product putative JmjC domain protein. The record is from RefSeq and is a predicted model, not a curated record. Bases 1 to 990 code for a protein of 329 amino acids. Gene Ontology annotation, molecular function: 2-oxoglutarate-dependent dioxygenase activity. Lineage: Eukaryota; Fungi; Ascomycota; Eurotiomycetes; Eurotiales; Aspergillaceae. The transcript has 2 exons.
AUGAAGCUCCAGGCAUGGUCAAUCCGAGUCUGGAUGCGACUCAGUUGCUCAUCCCUUCAUAAUAAACCCCGGUCAAGCGUCCGAAACUUCUCCGCUUCUUCAAACCCUCAAUACAGACCUGUCAACAUCCUCGAAGAUGCCACCCUGGAGACCUUCCAGCAGCGAUGCUUCCUCCCCGAACAACCAGCAAUCCUCCCGCGCUCUACCUUCCAAGACCUCCCCGCCCUGAAACAGUGGUUCAAACGCGAGAGUCUGGAGUCAACACCGGACACCUCGAACCCCGGCGCAAGCCUGAAUGUGGAAUAUCUCCGCCAACACGGCGCCGACGCGUUCGUCCCACUCGAGCUCACGGAAUCCACACCGGCUGACGCUAUAUCCAAAUCCAACGGUGAAACGGCAGAAAUCCAUAGCUUUCGGCAAUUCCACGCGCCGCUCACGCUGUUCCUCGACUGGAUGCGCACGGCCGAGACAACUCCCCAAUCAACGCGGCUUUACCUAGCACAAUGCCAGCUCCUUGACCUCCCUCCUAUCCUCAGAGAAGAUUUUCCCACGCCGGAGCUUGUGGCGUGUGCGGGAAAGGGCGAUGUAUACGAUACGAAUGUGUGGAUUGGACACCCGCCUACUUACACGCCGCUUCACCGCGACCCGAACCCGAACUUGUUUGUCCAGCUGGCUGGGGAGAAGGUUGUGCGGCUGCUUGCGCCAGCGGAUGGACAGGCUGUGUUCGGGGCUGUGAGGAGGCAGCUGGGGAAGAGUGGGAGUCGGGAGGCAGCGGCUUUCCGCGGCGACGAGAUGAUGCAGGGGAGGGAAAGAGCGUUGUUAGAUGAGAUGGUUUGGGGGACUCCGGUGUCCGCUGGUUCGGAUGCUGGGGUUGGCUUUGAAGCGUCUCUUGGGGCUGGUGAUGGGUUGUUCAUUCCCAAGGGGUGGUGGCAUAGUAUUAAGGGUGUUGGUGAAGGUGUUACGGCUUCGGUCAACUGGUGGUUUCGAUAG